GGAAGAUGAAUCUCUUUAAAUAGAAGGUGACAUACUACUAUGAUGAAGAAUUCGGGACAUUCAAUUAUUCAACUACACACCCAAUGAAGCCAUUAAGAGUAGCCAUAACAGAUGAUUUAGUCGGUCAUUAUGGAUUGAAAUAAUAUAUGAAUUGUAUUGUAAGACAUUUAAAAUUGAAUAUUUAGGAUUAAUCUUUUGUAUAAACAUACAUAAAAAGAGUGGAUGAAGAUGUAUUAACUUAAUUUCAUUCUUACGAAUACAUAGAUUUAAUCAAAAUAAUUACUCCUGAAAAUAAAUGUCAAUAUGAAGAUCAACUUUAUAGAUGUAAAAUUAGACCUUGAGUUUAGUUAAUUUUAUGGAGGAUUGUCCAGUCUUAGAUAGGUUGUUCGAUUUUUGCCUAUGUUAAACAUCUGGAUCAGUUGGUGCAGCAUGUGUGAUUGCAGAUCAAAAAAGCAAUAUUGCAAUUAAUUGGAGUGGAGGAUUACAUCAUGCCAAGUAAAGUGAGGCAAGUGGAUUCUGUUAUGUUAAUGAUUGCGUGCUUGGGAUAUUAGAAUUAUUAAAAACAUAUUAGCGAGUACUUUAUGUUGAUAUUGAUAUUCAUCAUGGAGAUGGAGUAGAGGAAGCUUUCUAUUUAACUGAUAGAGUGAUGACAUGUUCAUUUCAUAAAUUUAAAGAAUACUUCCCAGGAACUGGACAUANCUUUGAUUAAUUUUUAUUAUUCAAUUAUUGA
This is a messenger RNA of Paramecium octaurelia, 730 nucleotides long. Lineage: Eukaryota; Ciliophora; Oligohymenophorea; Peniculida; Parameciidae. The record is from the annotation of a GenBank genome assembly.